AAAGAAGAUAUGAAGAGAAUGAGGAGUCAUGCCAUGUUUUCCCUCUCUUUCUUAUAUUGGAUGCUCUCUGUUUCUCCUUAUGAUGGGCCACUCUAUGAUUCUUCAGCUUUCUCUGAGAAAGAAAAAUGUAGCACCAAGUAAAAGAAAAGCAACGAUUUCAAUUGUGACAAGAAGGGAACAAAUUGCCGGUCAAGAUAAAGAUUUAGGUCUCUGCCAAAAGAAGAUAUUAGAUUCAACCAAUUGAAUGCUUAACAUCUUUUUCCAAUUUGUGCAAACAAUAUCCAGAAAAGCCACUAUAUGCUGGCGGAAUUCUAAAGGAUAAUUUGCCGGAGUUUACGAGGGCUGAUGGAAUAACAACAGUCAAUUUGCCUAUUUUCAAACUACAAGAUAUCACCCCUGGCACCAUUUAUUCUUUUUCCACUUGGAUUAAGAUAAAAAAUGCAGAUUCUGCUGUCAUAACAGCAAGCGUGGGUGACCAAGAUUCAGAUGAAUUAUGUGUAGGCACUGUAGAUGCUAAGCCUGGAUGUUGGUCUUUCCUCAAGGGUGGAUUUGUAGCUUCGUCACUUAAUAUAUCUUCCAUAUACUUAAAGAAUUCGGAUGAACAAGACUUAGAAAUUGAGAUUGCUAGUGCUUCAUUGCAGCCUUUCACUGAGCAGCAAUGGCUGCUGAAUCAACAAACAAAAAUUAAUAUGGCAAGGAAGCGGGCUGUUACUAUCCACGUCUCAAAUAAACAAGGAGUUAGACUUGAAAAUGCAUCUCUAACGGUAGAACAAGUUUCCAAAGAUUUUCUCCUUGGAUCUGCUAUUGCGUAUACCUUUAUUGGCAAUAUCCCCUAUCAGAACUGGUUUCUCGAGCGAUUCAAUGCUGCAGUUUUUGAAGACGAAAUCAAAUGGUAUACGACAGAGCCUAAACAGGGACAACUUAACUAUACUUUAGCAGAUGAGUUGCUAGAAUUUGUUAGGAGAAACCAGAUCACAGUUAGAGGUCACAAUAUUUUCUGGGAGGACCCUAAAUAUAUACCGGCCUGGGUUCAAAAUCUUACAGAUUCUGAGCUGAAAUCAGCUGUAAACUCCAGGAUUCAGAGUCUUAUGUCCAAAUACAAAGAUGAAUUCGUUCACUGGGACGUUAACAAUGAACUACUUCACUUCAAUUUCUACGAGCAAAGGCUGGGACCGGAUGCCACACAUGAAUUUUACAGGACGGUACACCAACAAGACCCUUUGGCAACUUUGUUCCUCAAUGAAUUCAAUGUGGUGGAAACUUGUGAUUCUUCAUCCACGGUUGAUAAAUAUAUCGCAAAGAUUAGGGAGCUUAAAGAAGAUCGCAUGUCAAUGAAUGGAAUUGGCCUUGAGGGUCAUUUUGGAGCUCCUAAUCCCCCUCGUAUAAGAGCUACUCUUGACAAAUUAGCAACAUUGGGGCUUCCCAUUUGGCUCACAGAAGUCGAUAUCAGUGAUACAUUUAGCAAGGAAACACAGGCCAUUUACUUGGAACAGGUAUUACGGGAGGGCUUCUCACAUCCAGCAGUGGAUGGGAUAAUGUUGUGGAGUGCCAUUAGGCGAAACAAAUGUUACAGAAUGUGCCUUACAGAUCCAGACUUAAAUAACCUACCAACCGGUAAUGUAGUGGACAAGCUGCUCAAGGAAUGGGACACUGGAGUUCUCAAGGGCCAAACAGAUGAACAUGGCUCUUACAGCUUCUAUGGUUUCCUUGGUGAAUACAAACUUACUGCUAGUUAUGACGGUAAAGUUGUCGAUGCAGCAUUCUCCCUUAGCCCCAGUCAUGAGACUAAACAUUUUAGCGUUCAACUAUGACUCAGUGACUCCAUCAGAUGUACGUAUUUUCUUUUUUCUUGUCUCAAAUUCAGAGAAGAAAGAACAUAAAAAAUGUAUCAGACAACAAGCCUAACUAAGAAAAUCUUGUUAUCAUCAAGUAAUUACUAUCAUGCAUCAGCUUUGCCCUUUUA
Molecule: messenger RNA, 1963 nt
Organism: Solanum lycopersicum (tomato)
Lineage: Eukaryota; Viridiplantae; Streptophyta; Magnoliopsida; Solanales; Solanaceae
Product: endo-1,4-beta-xylanase 1
Biological process (GO): carbohydrate metabolic process
Molecular function (GO): hydrolase activity, hydrolyzing O-glycosyl compounds
Source: RefSeq, a predicted model, not a curated record